Artibeus jamaicensis (Jamaican fruit-eating bat) is the source of this 1806-nucleotide messenger RNA. It is a transcript of the gene TYW2, whose product is annotated as tRNA methyltransferase 12 homolog. The record is from RefSeq and is a predicted model, not a curated record. Gene Ontology annotation, molecular function: tRNA methyltransferase activity. The transcript has a single exon. Gene Ontology annotation, cellular component: cytoplasm. Bases 111 to 1430 code for a protein of 439 amino acids. Gene Ontology annotation, biological process: tRNA methylation. Lineage: Eukaryota; Metazoa; Chordata; Mammalia; Chiroptera; Phyllostomidae.
UUGUCGUGCACGCCUCUUUUCCUGCUGUGGCUGUGAAUGGACCCCGGGAGGUGAGUGGACUCUGAGCAGAGUGUUGCGGAGGGAAUCCGGAGAAAUGUGAGGCCACGAAUAUGGAAAGGGGAGGCGGGAAGCCCGUGGCUGUUGUCGCAGUUGUGACCGAGCCUCGGUUUACCCAGCGAUACAGGGACUAUCUGGAGAAGGAGAAACUCUUGGACACACAGCACCGCGUGGAAAAGAUGCCGGAUGGCACCGUGGCGCUACCCGUGCGGGGAGAGGCGCUCCCUGAGCAGCACCUGCAGGAGCUGAGGAAUCGUGUGGCUCCAGGCAGCACCUGCACGCUAACGCAGCUCUUGGAUCCUGCUCCUUCAAAGAAGGCCCAGGGUUGUUCACCCGCCCAAAGGCUGUGUCUUGAGGUGAGUCGCUGGGUAGAGGCUCGAGGAGUGACGUGGUCGGCUGAGUUGGAGGCUGAUUUGCCUCGAUCUUGGCAACGGCACGGUAACCUCUUGUUGCUGAGUGAGGACUGUUUCCAAGCCAAGCAGUGGAAAAAUCUGGAACCAGAACUCUGGGAGAUUGUUGCUUCGGCACUUGGCGUCCAGCGUUUGGCCAAACGGGGACGGGUAUCACCCAAUGGCACUCGAACUCCAACAGUGACAUUGCUGCUGGGCGACGAUGGCCGGGUUGAGCACGUGGAUAAUGGGAUCCGAUAUAAAUUUGACAUAACCCAGUGCAUGUUCUCCUUCGGAAACAUCACUGAGAAGCUCCGAGUGGCAUCGCUGCCCUGUGCUGGACAAGUGCUGGUGGAUCUCUAUGCAGGGAUUGGUUAUUUUACGUUGCCCUUCCUAGUUCAUGCUGGUGCUGCCUUCGUCCAUGCCUGUGAGUGGAACCCCCAUGCUGUAGUCGCUCUGAGAAAUAACCUUGAGAUUAAUGGAGUAGCAGAUCGGUGCCAAAUACACUUUGGGGAUAAUAGAAAAUUGAAACUCUCAAACGUUGCAGACAGGGUGAACCUGGGGCUGAUUCCCAGCUCUGAAGAAGGCUGGCCCAUUGCCUGCCAAGUGCUAAGAAAGGACACUGGGGGCAUUUUGCAUAUCCACCAAAAUGUAGAAUCUUUCCCCGGGAAGACUCGCCAGCCUGCUGGAAUCAGUGAAAUGGGGAAGGAGCACUGGCCUUAUCCUCAGCAAAUUAUCAUCAACCAAUGGGAACAUGAAGCUCCCAGGGAUCCCAGGAGAAAAGUGCUGUCAGCGGCCAUCAAACCAGAGUGGCACAGAUGGGCAGAAUCGGCAAAGACUCGCAUCGUCACUCUUCUUCAGCAGGUGCACGGGGAACCGUGGAAAACACAAGUCUUGCACAUCCAACCAGUGAAAUCCUAUGCUCCCCAUGUGGAUCACAUAGUCCUGGAUCUGGAAUGCCGCCCCUGUCCUCUGGUUGGCUAGAGAAGGUAGAUUCUGACCUACAAGCUCAAUCUAUGUGCGAGUGACCCUUAGUGCAUCAGCUCAGGCCGGGUUCUCACCCCUCUUGUCUCUGGGCAAUCUAUUGGAAUAUUUUGUGGCCCUGAAAGCAGGCUCUAGACCAGUCCAAACCACUUCAUUUGUCUUCCAUCGAUCACACUGAGAAUGAGCUACAUAUUUGGGAGAAGCAAUGUGGCUUACUGAAAAGAGGCCCAUCUGCGCCAUCAGUGAAUUCCAAUUCUGACCUCAGUUCUGUCUGACCUUGGGUACAUGGUUUCAGUAUUCUUCUGGCCUUGGAUUUUCUUAUUUGCAUAUGGAGGUUUCUUCGAACUGCCUUACAUUUGAACUGCCUUUUUUUUUU